UUGUUUUCUCAUGCCCAGUUGAUUGCUGAAGCUGAAGGUCUGUUCACCCAGUGGAUGUCUGCCAUCGGACCAAUCCUCCAGGGUCGUUUGCCGAUGCAACUUGUGGGUCCUACUCAAUUGACUGCCAUUUUGGAGCGAAUUCAGAGUGCUUUAGCCUCAGAAGAUACGGAAGGUUUGAUCCUGACGCAUCCCAAUGUGGCUUACUACUACAAUGCCCAUUGUGUGCUUGCUUCAGCUUCUGAAAAAGCCUUGUAUAUCCAAAUACAGGUCCCCUUCCAAGCUCGGUCCACCAUGUUCCAUGUGUAUCAUGUUUUGAGAUACCCUGUGUUUCUUCCAAACAAUCAGACGGCAACCACAAUAACUUCUGUUCCUGAAUACUAUGGAAUUUCUGAAGAUUUGAAGUCAGAGGUAUUGCUAUCCAGUAAUGAUUUUGGAUCUUGCAGUGGAACGCCAAUGAAAUGUGCAGCUCCUUUAUUGAUACAAGCUUUGGAUGACAAGUCCUGUUUGGGAAACCUAUUCCUAAGAAAGUCUACAACUAGCUGCAGCUACGCUGUGUCCUUGCACUACAAUGUGACCUCAGUGAAGAGAGUUGACAAGUAUUUGCUGAUCUCAAACCCAGUGAAUAGAAUCCGUAUGCAUUGUUUGUCUGAUCCAAAUGUGGUAAAAUCAGUGUGUGCAAGUUGCCUCCUGAAGUUGCCUUGUGGAUGCACUUUGAUGUCAUCGGGGAAGACUUGGUCACAUAUGACAUCUGUUUGUGAUCGUUCACAGCAGGGUAUAGACAUGUUCAGUGAUAUCAAUCAGCCAUUUGCAGAAAAAGUUCUGGAUCUGAAACCUCUGGAUUGGGAGUCUCUAAGCAGUGUGAUGCGAGGCAACCUAACUGACAGUGUCCUUGGAAAGCUGCCAAGAGUUCCCGAUCCUGAAGAUUUGACCACAGACGAUCAUGAGUUCUCCAGGGAUAUGGAAGGUGUUUUGCAGAACAUCAAAAAUGAGAACCGUUGGAGCAUCAACAGAAGUAGUGGAUCACUGGUUGACUUGAUCAAGGACAAUGUGGUUGAUGUUAUCCAGAUUAUCAUCAUAGUGAUUCUGUGCCUAGUUGCAGUCAUCUUUGGUGUCAAGUACUUUCGUCAGCACAAGUUGAUGUUGCGCUUGUCAAGAUUUGUUCUGCGAAGGCCAAAGUCUGAAGGAAAUACCUUUGUAUAAAGAGAUGUAUAUUAACUAGCUCCCUAUCACCAGUCCUGAAGGGCAGAGAUGUUAUGAUAUUUACCCUGAACCCUACAGAAGUCAGCUCGGGGUGCUGCGCUAGUUUCAACAAUCAAUGGCCUUUAAAUAAUGACAGCUGC
Owenia fusiformis is the source of this 1340-nucleotide messenger RNA. The record is from the annotation of a GenBank genome assembly. NCBI's taxonomy places the organism in Eukaryota, Metazoa, Annelida, Polychaeta, Sabellida, Oweniidae.